AAAAACCCUAAAUCUCCCAACAAACCUCCUUAUAAAUUCAUAAUCUUCAAAACCCUAGUCUCUCUCCUCUGCCGUCUCUCCCACACCCAGAAUUCCCAACCUUCCACCAUGACAACCCGUUUCAAGAAAAACAGGAAGAAGAGAGGCCACGUGUCAGCCGGACACGGUCGUGUGGGAAAACACAGAAAACAUCCAGGAGGUAGAGGUAAUGCUGGAGGUAUGCAUCACCAUAGAAUCAUGUUCGAUAAAUACCAUCCAGGGUAUUUUGGUAAAGUUGGUAUGCGUUAUUUUCAUAGGCUUCGUAACAAAUUUCAUUGCCCCAUAGUCAACCUUGAUAAGCUUUGGUCAAUGGUACCUGAUGACGUCAAAGAGAAGGCUUCUAAAGAAGGGAAAGCACCGGUUAUUGACGUCACUCAGUUUGGGUAUUUUAAGGUUCUUGGUAAAGGUGUUUUGCCUGAUAAUCAAGCUAUUGUUGUUAAGUCUAAGUUGAUUUCUAAGAUUGCUGAGAAGAAGAUUAAGGAGAAUGGUGGUGCUGUUCUUCUUACUGCUUAAUUUUUAGAAGAGGGUUUUGUUUUUUAUGCGGAAAUGAUAUACAAGUAUUGUUUUUUUGGAUUAGAUCUGGAAUUUUGAGAACUCUUUUGAUUGUUGUUUAAAUGAAAUGGAAUUAGGUUUUGGUA
Molecule: messenger RNA, 677 nt
Organism: Beta vulgaris subsp. vulgaris (sugar beet)
Lineage: Eukaryota; Viridiplantae; Streptophyta; Magnoliopsida; Caryophyllales; Amaranthaceae
Product: 60S ribosomal protein L27a-3
Exons: 1
Coding region: 109-552 (147 amino acids)
Biological process (GO): translation
Cellular component (GO): cytosolic large ribosomal subunit; ribosome
Molecular function (GO): structural constituent of ribosome
Source: RefSeq, a predicted model, not a curated record